GUACAAUUAAGUUGCUUCCUUGGGCAAUGAGGUUGGAUCGCUCCAUCUUCCGUUCAUGAUCACACGACCUUCGACGAGGCCGCAGUCUCUGCUGCGAGCUGUCGUCAAACAGGCUUCUGCUCUUCCCCGAACGCAGUGUCGAAGCAAGCAUACACCACCUACAUGGACUGACCAUCAGAAGCAAGACAGAUUUGCCAAUAAUGGCGUCCCCGGGUUCCUCUCAGCGAAUGCCUACCAAGAAACUUACGCCAAAUACUCGCAAUAUCUAUGCGACAAGUUAACAGAAUACACCCAAGGCACACCCGACGAAUCUGUCCAACCCAGAGACCUCCACUUUCAAUGCUCCCACCGACCGGAACGGGCAGCUCUCUACAACCAUGCAGCAAUGGCAAAUCACACACAUUUCUUUUGGGAAGCCCUGACAGACAGUGAAGAUCCUGCGCAGCGGCGUCCAGGCAUGCAAACGAUGCGAAAUAUUGAGAUGGACUUUGAAUCGGUGGACCACCUGCGCUCCGAAUUCCUCGAGACAGCCGACGCCAUGUUUGGAAACGGCUUCGUCUGGCUGAUGAAGCCACCCUCCGCCGGCGGAAUGACAAUCUUGGCCACAUACAACGCCGGCAGUCCGUAUCCCGAAGCGGCUCCGCGGCGAGAUACACGGGACAUGGCGAAUUUCAAUGGCCGACAGCUUGCAGACGAUCUCAAGAGUGGAGUUGCUGGUAGACCGCGAGUCAUCGCCAGCGGGGGACAGACUGCUGGUUCCUUUGGCCAAUUUAGUGCCAACCAAACGAACCGAUUCACUGGCCUGCUGAACGCCCAGCCCAUUUUGUGUGUCAAUGUCUGGGAACACCAGUGGAUCCCGGACUACGGUGUGUUGGGGAAACGUGCAUAUCUGACGGCGUGGUGGGACUGCAUUGACUGGCAAGUGGUCGAGAACCGACUGAGCACUGUCGAGCCGGAUAACUACGGCUAUGGUGGUAACAGACGGACCAGAAACCUCGGGAGCAUAGAGGCUGUUGGACGAGGCAUGUGAGGUGCUUGUACUUAUGCUGGCUCUGCGACAGUCUGGCAUCUCGCCUCACAUUCAAGCCAUGACCCCUUGUACAGAGACCGAUCUCCGGGUGUUCAAAAAAUGAAAUGUAGACUGCUUGGAUGGUGUAUUAAUACUUUGACAAAGCUAUGUAGACCAACCCAAACAUACCCACGGGACUCCCUC
Exophiala xenobiotica is the source of this 1213-nucleotide messenger RNA. RefSeq lists its product as uncharacterized. Gene Ontology annotation, biological process: superoxide metabolic process. The coding region runs from base 56 to 1030 and encodes 324 amino acids. NCBI's taxonomy places the organism in Eukaryota, Fungi, Ascomycota, Eurotiomycetes, Chaetothyriales, Herpotrichiellaceae. Gene Ontology annotation, molecular function: superoxide dismutase activity; metal ion binding. The record is from RefSeq and is a predicted model, not a curated record. The transcript has 3 exons.